Anneissia japonica is the source of this 4578-nucleotide messenger RNA. RefSeq names its product cation channel sperm-associated protein subunit gamma 1-like. The coding region runs from base 232 to 3693 and encodes 1153 amino acids. The transcript is spliced from 22 exons. The record is from RefSeq and is a predicted model, not a curated record. Gene Ontology annotation, cellular component: sperm principal piece; CatSper complex; motile cilium. NCBI's taxonomy places the organism in Eukaryota, Metazoa, Echinodermata, Crinoidea, Comatulida, Comatulidae.
UAUUUUUUUUAUAAAUAUCGCACACAUUAUUUAGGCCUACCCAUAAUGCCAAAUAAUGUUGGCAGGUCAACAUGACGCGAAAGAAGAUGGCGGAAAAUACAAAUCGUUAAAAUGAGCCCGGAAUGCUACGUAGGCUACGUGUUCCUUGAGCUUUUCAUAAUAAUUUAAAUAAGUAGUAAUUGACUCAGUUGGGAGGCUGGAUAUUCUGUCGUGUCAGGCACAUUCAUUACCAUGCUUCCACAGUGGUAUAGCCAAGUAGUCACUAUCAUUUUUAUAGCGAUAGACUUGCUGCUUGUUAAUAGCCAGCAUUGCUCGUGGCUGGUUGAUGUAACAACAUUUGAAGAACCAUUCAGGCAGACAUCUGUAAUACAUGAUGACGUGGAGUUAGUGUCAUUACAAAAUUUCCUGGAAAACCAAUUUGAAGUUAAAACUAUGCAACCUUUAUACCAGGAGGUGUACAAAGCAUUUCCUUAUUACAUACGUCUACAAAUUACCUGUGGACAAACUAUUUCUUCAAGUAAAGCUAGAACAGUCGCUCAGCAAGGGCUGUCUCCAAAAGUUACAAUUACCUACGAUUCAAACCACAUCACAGGCCAUCUCUCCAGCAUUUUGUACAACGUAGAACAUGGGGCAUUGGUCGAUCUGGCCUACCUCGAAUUUGGAGAUUGUGAUUUUGAGAUGUGUCAGCCAUCGUGGAUUGUACCGCUGCCGUUUCUUUAUCAUACCACUAAGAUGCAAGUAAAAAUAGACUUACCUGGCCAUGAUACUAUUGUCCCAGACAGUCUGGUUGUAUAUCUCAAUGGGUAUUAUCCUGAUCAUGAGCAAGGCCCUAUUUUCUUUCGUGAUGAAAACUCAACUCACAUGCUACUCCGACAGUUGCAGUCAAGUCAUCAUCACUACGCUAUACAGACCGUGACUUUGUCAACAGCAAGUCUACUUGUUGGUGGCUUUGAAAACUCUCAUCAAAUGAUUUUAACUGAAGAUGGAUUUAAAACAAUAUUGACAAUGGAGAUCCGGUUAAAUUCACAAGACUUUGUCUGUCCAUAUUCAUCCGCACACGUUAAGAGUAUCGCAACACUCCUCGACCGACUGUUGUUCAACACAGCUGCAGGUAUCUUUGAAGUAUUUGCUAGUUACGAGACUCUGAAGAUGGUGGAAUUGCCAACUCGUCAACUUAAUCUGCCAGCACGGUGCUACAAGAAGAUGGUGGUAGUAGAGUACGCAUUUAAUAGCGUCACUCAUGUGUUGGCUGUCAGUACUGAUAAUCAGGUGUUUGAUGCGACGUUAAUGUUUGGUGAAGCUUUACAAUUUGAAAGAGUGCAUGAUGCCAAUGGACACGACCCAUGCCAACUACAUGGAGGUUCUGAUUGCUCAGUGGUUUCAGCAGGUCUGUCUGGAACUGAAGACAAUUUGUACUUAUUUCUAAUUAAGUCAUCCUCAAAUUAUUCAGUCAUUCAAAUGAAAGACUCAAUGAUGACGAUAGUACCUGUGGUUGAGAGUAGUAUAGACUUGCAUGGUUCUACCAACUUGUAUUUGCAAGAUGCAAGUCUCACUACAUAUCAGUCACCUCAUCUCUUUGUCUGGGGCAACGUGAUUCUUCACAGCAAUGACCUAGGUAGAUCCAUUUCACAGCUGCACCAGUAUACCUCCACUGCAAAUAUCAGCUUAUUCAUUAGUUCUCCGAAUACGCCACAUUUUGCAAUGUUGAACCAGUUGAACGAGAUAUGGUAUGGAUUGACUGGUGACACCGUGUCCCUGGUAAGACUAAGACCAAGUGCUGGUUGGUCGUUGCUUCACUCUCUACCAACAAAUGAACAUAGCUAUGAAUUCUGGGAGGAAGCAUCCACUGUAUCAGUGUUCUAUGAUUCUGAGACUGUGUUACAAGAGUUGAUUCUGUUUGAAGAAGAUGGAAUUUUGCACCUAGAACCUCACAUUGUUCCAGUAGGCAAAAUACUGCAACAUCACAUGUUCCUUACAAAUUUUGAAAUCAAUUCAAUUGAUAGGUCAAAAAACAUGACUAUGUUUGUGCAGAGCCGGUGCCCUUUCACAGAGCAUUGGUUUGAAUACCAUGAUAGUGCAAGUUAUGAACGAUUAGAAUGGUUCCUUUUCAACACCCCACACCUGACGUGGGCAAGCCAAGUUCACACUGCCAAUUCACUAAAAGUCUAUCAAGGUAUUGUACAACAAAUGAUCUCUCAGAACGAACAGGAUCUUCUGCAGGCGUAUUCCCACACUGACCAUGAUCCAUUCGCAAAAUGGCACAGGAGGAGGGAAGACCACAUACUGUACUACGACUACAUGUACCGUAACAAACUGCUGACCUCUGGAGUUCAUGUCUCAGCAACUGAAUAUGAAAAAGUUUAUGAUACAGGAUACAUGCUGUAUAACCAGCUGCCUAGACAGAUUUAUAUAGAUUUGCAUGGAAUUUAUACAUUUUCUUUGAUAUUGGCAAUUGAUAGCACAGAGUUGUCAGCAUUUCGCAACUUAGAGCAUCUGCGUGUUUCAGUGUUGUUGUCGAGUUACUCGCUUUUGCACAUUCAUACCCAGAAGCAUGUUUCAUAUGUUAACAACACAGUUAAAUAUGAGGUAACAUUGAUAGAGCAAGGUAAGCUAGAGCACCAGGAGGAACCAGGGGAACACCUUCAUCCCAUUACCAUGCUCCUGCAAGUCUGGAACAGCAAUUUUAAAUGCAUAGAUCCAUUCCAUGUUGACGAUGCACCACAGGGAACAUACAGUAUGUCUGUGAUGUUAGGCUGCCCUCCUGCUGUGAAACUUGUAUUUGACGUCGCCUCGACCUUGGAUUACUUGGUGGAGACACGGCAGACUCCAUACGACUGUCCGCACCCUCAACCAGAAAUGCAUUGUUUCUACUACGGUCACACAUUUCAUCCUGUGUUUAAAUUAGUUGAUCUGACAACAGGAGUUGCUAACAAUUUUUCUAGUCUCUAUACACUUACUGUGAUUGGUGGCUCAGAGAAUUCUAUUGAUGACAUCACAAUCUUCAGCGAAGAGGAAAUUCAACUAUACAAUGCACAAGAAAACAUCGGAUCACUAAUAUGGAUGCCUUUAAAUGAGGAAAGCCGUGGGAAUAAGUCCAUUGCCGUCUUCUCAUCGGAAUACAAUGGCAUCCUGUGGCAGUGCCAAGAUGGUUCCCCAUGCGCCAACGUUCCCACCAACUUUCCUUGGUCCCCCGAGUACUUCUUUCUCAUUGAGAUUUCAAACUGGGAUGUCGGAAGAGAAUCAACCUAUUGCGGCUACAAAAUGCAAUUCAUUGUCAAAGUACAUGGCUUACAAAUCAGCUUCUACCGGUCAUUACGUAUCAUAGCGUUGGCAUUCUUAUUUUUCAUUGUGGGCAGUGGACUCUAUAUGUGGUGCAGAGAUGAUAACUGGAAAAAUUGGAAGCAUAUAAAAAGUUUUGCUUUCAACAAGAACCGUAUUGUGCCUGUCAUUAAAGAAAGUUCUUCAAGUGUUUCGGAUGUAGAAAGUGCUACGGGUUGGUAUACAAAAAAAUCUGAUUCUGGAAGUUCCAGUAGUGAACGUGUGAUGGAAGUAGUGGAAGGAAACCCGGAAAUUCUGCGGAUGAUGACACCCUCAGGAGUAAUACGUUUUCCAAAUAAUGAUGACGAAGGCACAAGUACAGGGCAAGCAAUGACAACAAAGAAAAUGAAUUUACUUUUUGUUGUUCAAGAAUGAUGUGUCACAACAUGAAAGGGACUAUACUAUGCACAGGAAGGGGACUACCCUUGGCACAGGGAAGGAAACAAGUGGGACCCUCGGGCACAGGAAGGAAAUCAAGCAUUUUGAAAACAAGGGGAAAACUAGAAGCAUGUUGGCCAUUUCAGAACAGUUUAUUAAUGGAAUUGGUACACAGUUUAAUCAUACUGUUACAGCCCCCCUCACCUGGUUCCAACAUUGUGCAUGCUGCUUAUGCAAUUCUCAGGAAGGAAUGUGAUAAUUGUAGUAGAUACAGCUGAAAUGCUGUAGACUGUAGUUUGUAACUUUGAAGAUUGCAACUCAGAUAUAUAUCCUUAGUCUUGGAAUGGUUCUGAAUAUAGUAUGAGAAUUUCUUAUCUAUGUAGUGGCAUGUAGAGGAGCAUCGAACUUACAGUAGCAUCAAAGACAGUGCACUCGAUGACCGAACAUACUGUGUUGACCGGUAGCAUCAAAGACAGUGCACUCGAUGACCGAACAUACUGUGUAUGCGUACCUUGAUCAGUACUGUCUUGCCAGUUUACAGGUCACAUUAUACACAAGAAGUUCUGAAUAUUUAUAUAGAACAUUGAAAAGAUCUAGUGCACUUUCUUAUGACCAUAAAUUUGAAAUUUAAAUGGCUCUCGAUCCCUUUUUAAAUUAUGAGACACAAUAGAAAAUUGCUAGAUAGAAAUUUGAUGAUUGUCAAUAAUCAUGACAGCCUUUGAUUGACAAUGUCAUUGAGGUGAACCCUCAAGUUUGUACCAAAGUGUAAAUAAAUAUCUGCUUUAUGUAAAUAGUACUACUGAGAAGUGUGAUUUGUUUCCAGUGCAGAUUGAGCAAAGGAGUGCACAAGGAAGGAAAUACAUACAUAAACAAUAUGUAUGU